AUGAGGAAUCUGUGCAAAGAGAUCAAUAAACAAUUGAUUGCAGUUAAGAUGAAUUACUUUUUCCAAUUCUGUGUUAUCUCGGCUUUAUUCGUCUAUAUGAAUCCGAUACUCGCUACACACGGAUUGACGUCUUACCAGUUGGGGAUAACUGCCUUGUUCGCUAAUGCAUGUUCAAGUAUUUCAAGAAUAGUCUGUGGUAUGAUUGUGGAUCAUACGCGACAUCGUAAUUAUGUUUUAAUGGCUUUAUCAUCAGCAACUUUGGGACUGGUGUUAAUGAUUUUCACAUUACCAAAAUACAAAGAAUAUGUAUUCAACGGAGAUACAAAUGAGAAUGGAGAAUUUUCAAUGUAUCUACGUCUUGUCACAGAGAACAUUUCUCAGAGUGAUUAUGUAACACCACUGCCAACUGACCAAUCAGAUGUAUCGCCCUGUUGGCCAACUGCAUUAAUAGGAUGUAAAUUCAAUCGAAAUUCUAAUCUAACAAACGAUUACUACCAUUGGAAAACAUCAUCUCAGAAUAAAUUAUCAGCAGUUUAUAUCGCAAAUCAAAACUAUCCACAUAACAAGGUCGCACCAGAUGAUCAAGAAAUAAUUCAAACAAAUCGAACAAUUCAGCUUAUUUGUCAAGAUAUUGAAACAUUGAAUCAGUCUGGUUGUGCACACAUUGUCUGCGAACGUACACGUGAAGCACAAUGGACAACUGUAGUGUUCGCUUUAAUCCUCCGCUGCCUGAUGAAUUCAAUGCAUGCACCAAUUUCAAAUCUACUGGAUUCAGCGACUUAUUCAAUCCUUGGAACAAGUAAAGCUCAAUAUUAUGGAAAGUCUAGAGCAUUCGGUUCAUUCGGUUUUAUGAUUGGAGAUAUUCGUCCAGUGAAUCCUAAUUAUACACCAGCACUUGUCAUAGCCACAGUAUGCCAAGUGAUCGGUAUCAUUGCAUCAGCUUUCUGUAAUUACAGUUAUACAAAACCAGUUGAAAAACACUUUACAAGUGCUCUGACCACAGCGAUACGUUCACCAAGAAUGAUACAAUGCCUAAUGGUUGCCUUCAUGUCCGGUUUAAUUAUCUCAUUUAUUGGAGAGUAUAACUAUUUAAUACUAACUACUAUCUACCAUGUACCGCAUUAUUUUCUUGGCCUAUUGACAACGACAUCGAUUGUUGUCGAGAUCCCCACGCUGUUGUUUAUUUCAGGUCCACUAGUCAAGCGCUUCGGUAGUAUCCCGUGUCAGAUAAUCUCACAGAUUAUGUUGACUAUCCGAUUUCUAUGCUAUGCAUUCUCCAGUAAUUAUUGGUAUUUUCUAAUUGGUGAAAUUGCCUAUGGCAUCUACUUCCCUGUAUUAAUGAAUGCUUUAUUAUCACAAACGGAACAAGUGAGUUUAGAGACAAAAAUCAAUAAGAAUCAUGAUAUUCUAACAAGUUUACAAGCAAUUCUAACAAGUACAAUGUAUGGGAUAAGUAAUAGUCUAGGUGGACUGUUAUGGGGUUUAUUAUUACAAUACUUUGAAGCCACUUCAUUGUUUUAUGCAGCAUUCACGUAUACAUCGAUUUGUGCCUUGUUUUUCCCGCUUGUAGCGUAUUGUUUGAAAAUAGUGAAGUGUUAAAUGUUUCAAUAGAUGAAGCUAUCUCUCUCUUUGUACUUUUGAAUUGUCUUUCCUCCUUGUUUGUUUUGUUCCAUUCAGAAUUUUUCUUAUUUUUUGCCUUUGGAAUCAACCGAGUGUAAUACUGUAGUAAUUGUAUGGUUUUAGUGUGAGAAAUAUUUCAGGAAUAAGAGUGAGGA
Molecule: messenger RNA, 1775 nt
Organism: Trichobilharzia szidati
Lineage: Eukaryota; Metazoa; Platyhelminthes; Trematoda; Strigeidida; Schistosomatidae
Source: the annotation of a GenBank genome assembly